Nerophis lumbriciformis (worm pipefish) is the source of this 2556-nucleotide messenger RNA. NCBI's taxonomy places the organism in Eukaryota, Metazoa, Chordata, Actinopteri, Syngnathiformes, Syngnathidae. The record is from RefSeq and is a predicted model, not a curated record.
AUGGGGGCCAUCGAGCCUGUGGAUCCCCGGGCUUGCCCCCGGGGUUUUUACUCAACUUAUUUUCUGGUUCCGAAGAAGACCGGCGGUUUUCGGCCGGUUCUGGAUUUGCGGGGCCUCAAUCGGUACCUGAAGGUACUUCCGUUCCGCAUGUUGACCGUCGCGGAUGUAUUGCGGGUGGUCGCCCGGGGGGAGUGGUUCACCUCCGUGGACCUGAAGGACGCCUACUUUCAUGUGCCGGUCGCUCCUCGCCACAGGCGGUUCCUCCGCUUCGCCUACAGGGGUCGCCACUGGCAGUUCAGGGUGCUCCCCUUCGGGCCCUCCCUUUCCCCGAGGGUGUUCACCCGUGUUGUGCGGGCUGGUCUGGCUCCCCUCCAGUCGGUGGGCAGGAAGAUUCUGCCCUACCUCGACGACUGGCUGCUGUGUGCGCUGUCGCGCGCUCAGGCGUACGGCGAUACGGCAGUCCUUCUUGCCCACGUGGAUCGCUUGGGCAUCAGGGUGAAGUCGUGUCUGGUUCCUUCCCAGCAGGCGACCUUCCUCGGGGUGUCUCUGGACUCGGUGGCCAUGUUGGCUCGACCGUCGUCCCGUCGGGUGGAGGCCGCUCUUCGCCUCCUCUCGCAUUUUUCGGUGGGUCAGGUACGUCCGUAUCUGACCUUUCUGCGUCUUUUGGGCGUGCUGACGUCCCUGACCGCGGUCGUGCCCCUUGGUCUUCUCUUCUUGCGCCCCCUGCAGCGGUGGCUGAAUGGCUUUCGCCUGGACGCCAGGCGGCACCGGCGACGGUUACUGAGAGUCUCCGGCCGGUGCGCGGUGGCCUUGGCGCCGUGGAGGAACGGGGCUUUCUUGUUGGAGGGCGUUCCAUUGGGGGUUGCCCCAGUCCGUCGCGAGGUGGUCACUACGGACGCCAGUCGCUUGGGAUGGGGUGCCGUCUGGCAGCGCAGGGCUGCUCGGGGUAGCUGGUCUCUGCGGGACCACGCUGUCCACAUCAACGUCCUGGAGCUGCGUGCGGUUCACCUGGCUCUCCGGCACUUUUACCCUUUCCUACGGGGAAGGCACGUGCUGGUGCGUUCAGACAAUGCUGCCGCCGUGUACCACAUCAACCACCAGGGGGGCACGAGGUCCGCUCAUCUCUUGGAGGCCUCCCGCCGUCUUCUUGUGUGGGCGGCCCCUCGUCUUGCGAGUCUGCGGGCCGCCUAUCUUCCCGGCCAGUUGAACCGUCUGGCGGACUCCUUGUCCCGCCGUCGCCUCCCGCCGGGGGAGUGGCGCCUCCAUCCCGAGGUGGUGCGCGCGAUUUGGGGAGUUUUCGGCCAAGCCGAGGUGGACCUCUUCGCCUCCCGGGAGUCGGCCCAUUGCCCUCUCUGGUUUUCCCUGGGGGAGCGCUCCAGCCCUCUCGGUCAGGACGCGCUGGCCCACCCCUGGCCGAGGGUCCUGCUCUACGCCUUCCCGCCGCUCCCUCUGAUCUGGCUGACGCUUCGGAGGGUGUCUUUGGAGGGGCACUCAUUGCUGCUGGUGGCCCCCUUCUGGCCGGCUCGCCUAUGGUUUCCCCUGCUGCGCAGCCUGUGUGUCGGCGAGCCUUGGUGCCUCCCCGAGAGGCGGGAUCUACUGUCCCAGUUGGGGGGCCAGUUAUGGCAUCCCGAUCCUGGCCGUCUCCGCCUGCACGUCUGGCCGCUGAGGGGACCGACUCGCUGUUUGACGCCUGCUCGAUCCCUCCUUGAUAUUGGUCGCUCUCCGUCCACCCUCAAGGUCUACGUCGCUGCCAUCUCUGCUCAUCACGCCAAGGUCUCUGGUGGAUCUGUGGGGAACCACGGCCUGGUCGCUACAUUCCUCAAGGGGGCUCUGAGGCUCCACCCCCGCAGGUGUCCUCGCGCCCCGGUCUGGGAUCUGCAGCUGGUGCUUGACAGCUUGUGCCGCCCCCCCUUCGAGCCUAUGGAUGCGGCCAGGCCUCAGUGGGUCGCCCGCAAGGCGGCGUUCCUGCUGGCCGUUGCCUCUGCUAAGCGGGUUGGCGAACUGCACGCACUCUCGGUUAGCCCGUCGUGCAUGUUUUGGCACCCCGAGGGUUCAGUUGUCACACUGUGGCCUAACGUUGCGUUUAUGCCCAAGGUGUUGGCUGACUCCCGUUGCAAUCGUCCCUUACGCCUUGCUCGUUACCGCCCCCCACCUGGGGAGGGUGGGAGCAGACCGGAGCUGUUGUGCCCGGUGAGGGCCCUGAGGCUUUAUGUGGACUCCACGGCAAGUUUUCGUAGGUCGUCCCAACUUUUUGUCUGCUACGGGGCACGUGGUCGGGGCUCUGCCCUCUCCAAGCAGCGCCUCUCUCAUUGGGUCGUUGAUACUAUUUCUUACUCCUAUCAGAUGGCUUGUCGCCCCCUGCCGUCGGGUGUGCGCUGUCACUCUACCAGGGGCGUGGCCACAUCCUGGGCUGCCCUGAAAGGGGUGCCUCUGGAGGACAUCUGUGCCGCCGCCUCAUGGUCGGCGCCUGGCACCUUCUUCAGGUUCUACUGUUUGGACGUCACCUCUCCCCACCCGCUGGGUGCGGUCUUCGGAUCGGAGGGGACUUCCCUGUGA